Messenger RNA from Odontomachus brunneus, 993 nucleotides. RefSeq names its product DNA polymerase epsilon subunit 3 (gene Chrac-14). Gene Ontology annotation, molecular function: protein heterodimerization activity; chromatin DNA binding. Gene Ontology annotation, biological process: leading strand elongation; DNA damage response; heterochromatin formation. Gene Ontology annotation, cellular component: CHRAC; epsilon DNA polymerase complex. NCBI's taxonomy places the organism in Eukaryota, Metazoa, Arthropoda, Insecta, Hymenoptera, Formicidae. Bases 373 to 765 code for a protein of 130 amino acids. The record is from RefSeq and is a predicted model, not a curated record. The transcript is spliced from 2 exons.
UGCACUGCUGAAAAGAACAGACCAAUAGACAUCUGUUUUCGAGUUAUGCCUUCUUGAGUCGAUUGCAAAUAAACAUCGCACUUAUUUUCACUCGUUUAAAUUGUUAACUUUCAAUUGUAUUCUGUGUAAAGAAGUUUCUAUAUUAUCAUAAUUUGCUAUUUAUUAGUUUAGUGAUUCUUCGUCCAACUUGACUAAUUAAAACUCCCAUAUCGAUGUUCAUUACAUUUAACAACGGUGCCCAUUUUUUGCUGUGAUAAAUGCUGUCUUCACCGUACUGGCGGUAAAAACAUAACCUGACUUUAGUCUGCCAAGUCUGAAGUUUACGGAUAUCACAACGUAUACGUUUGGAUUUGAAUGUACAAACAAUAGGAAAUGGCUGAAAGAUUAGAAGAUCUAAAUUUGCCCAAUGCUGUGGUUACGAGAAUCAUAAAAGAAGCUUUGCCUGAUGGAGUUACAGUUGGCAAAGAUGCUAGAACAGCAGUGGCGAAAGCUGCAUCUAUUUUUAUAUUAUAUCUCACAUCAUCUGCUAAUGUAAUAGCGAAGAAAGGAAAUCGUAAAACAAUCAGUGGACAAGAUGUGAUCCAAGCAAUGACAGACAUUGAGUUUGAUCAGUUUGUUGACCCACUGCAAGAAUCUUUAGAGAACUUUAAGAAAGCUCAGAAAGAAAAGAAAGAUGCCACAUCAAAAAAAAAGCAACAGAAGAAAGAUGAAGAUGAUGCAGGAGAGGAAGAGGACACUUCUGGAAGAGAAAUUACAGUUUUCUAAUGCACAUGAUUGAACUAAAUUUGUUAUGACUUUAUGCUGCUUAAUUUAUUAAAAAAAGAAAUUGAGAAAGCAGAGUAUUCAUAUAUGGAUAAUAAUAAAACUCAUAUAUUGAUAUAUUGAUAUAAACAAAGAAUAUUCAAAUACUUUGAUGAUUCAAUAUUUGUGUGCACAUCAUCUUAGAUUAGUUAAAAUUAUUUAAAGAUUAAAUACGAGUCAAUGACUUACAAA